This is a messenger RNA of Trypanosoma rangeli, 996 nucleotides long. RefSeq lists its product as uncharacterized. Bases 1 to 996 code for a protein of 331 amino acids. The transcript has a single exon. NCBI's taxonomy places the organism in Eukaryota, Euglenozoa, Kinetoplastea, Trypanosomatida, Trypanosomatidae. The record is from RefSeq and is a predicted model, not a curated record.
AUGCUGCAGCGUCAUCCAUGUCUGGAACUAGUGCAGCACCUCAUCGCCUAUGCGAUGCGCCUCGGCAGCGGCCCCUUCCGAGGCCGACAUCUUUGCUGUCGCAUAAGCCUUGCCCAUAGACGAGCGAAUGACACAAUGGGUAGGAGAGCCGCUAGGAAGAGUUCAUGCUACACCACACCGCGCAAAAAAAAAAACGUCUCGAACAUGCUGCACAGCUUAGACGGGCUUCAAGGCAAGCAGGGGCGCUCCUGCAUAAACUGCUCAAGCUUUCUAAGCGUGCCGUGCACAUCAUCUGAGUCCCGCAAAAAAUGCGGACUCACGGACACGCUGCAUGCGUCUCAGCUGCUGCUGUAUCCUGGCAACGAUGUUCAGGAGUCUCCCCGCAUCAGGGGCCUCGCCUGUGGUGGCCAACACGGAGCGGAGGGUUUCACACAGCUGAGUGCACACCGCGAUAUCCACCACAAAAUCGUUUGUCUGAACCGACGUUUCUUGCAAGUGUUUUGCCUCUAUCACAUGUUAGUGCGGCGUGGCGUCGGAGGGCCCCCCUCCGUCAUCACGGCGGCGUCUUUGGUUUCUAACGGCAGUUCCGUUUGCAACUCAAUUACCGCCCUCGCAGCAUCCGCUGCUCUCGCAGUGUGGGGCCCCGUGAGGGGUGUCUGGCUCAGCGAGACCGCACGCUCAUUUGCUGAGGCGCCACGUUGCCUGUUCGUACCGCCUGCUUCAGCGUCGCAGGCCGUUUGCGCGGCGCACGCAGGCGACUCCAAUCCGCUGCUUUCGCGCAGCUCGAGACACAAUUCAAUCGAGUGCCGUGACGGUGUACUGCUCCUCCUCCGUGAGAGACGCAGACGCUCCAGUCAUUUUGGGUGCGAGGUUGCCAAUCUUAGAUACAACGAAGGUAAGCGCCUCACCCUGCCGCAAAGCCACGGCGGGACGGCAUGGUCGGUGACUCCUCCUUUUGCAACAGUGGCACCGACGCGAGGUUCCCCUCCCCAAUAA